UUUUCUUGACCGGGCUAUAUAGCUAGUUGUCAAUCAUACCGAUAGCUGUUGUCAUACGAGUGCGAUAGCUCUAGAGAACAUUAUCCACCCUGCACUAUCACAAUAACACUACCUAGAGCCUCAAUCGUCCUUCCACCAUGAAGUUCCAUUUCAGUCGGUUCAUCCUUUCUCUGGCCAUUCUGGGCGUCCGAGGAGUGCAAGCAGACGGAGAUGACAAGAAGAAUGUUUGUUUGGAAUCCUUGACCGGAAUCACUGGCGGCACUACAACAUGCACUCCCCUGGGAGUGGCACCCAUGAUUGAGGGAGCCUCCUUUUUUCCCGAAGCCAUUGUCAAGGAUCAAGGAAGUAAGGAUAUUUUUGGAUGUUGCAACAGGAACAGUGACGAAGAAGAGUCAGCCUUGACACCCACACAAAUUGGCAAAAUGCCACAAUUCUCGACCGAAACAUCGAUGCAAGUCUUGGCGGCGGCCAAAAAGGCGUGGGCCAAUGGACGUGGAGUAUGGCCACAAAUGUCACUGCAGGAACGAAUUGAAGCUAUUGAAGCAUUCUUGUCGGCAUUGCAGGACCAACGAAGUUCCAUUAUCAACUUGCUCAUGUGGGAAAUCGGAAAGAACUAUGGAGAUGCCGAGGCAGAGUUUGAUCGAACUGUUGCCUUUGCCAGAAAGGUUAUCGAAAGCAUCCAAACAGACCCAGAAUUUGCAGGUGUUUGGCAGACAAUCGGGAGCACCAAGGCGCUGGUGAGGCGUACUGCCAUUGGAAUCAUUCUCGCAUUGGGACCCUACAACUAUCCACUGAAUGAGACCUACGCCACAAUCAUCCCAGCAUUACUCAUGGGGAACAUUGUAGUUCUCAAAAUUCCAACCGUUGGAGGUCUCGUUCAUUUCCUGACGAGUAAGUCCAAUCUAUUUCGAUCCUUUCGUAGCGAAGACAACCACUGUGGUGCUCACAGCUACUGUAUUGUAUGAAUGAAUUGGUACCUGGUACUAUGGCACCGUAUAGUGGAAGCAUUCAAGUGCUGCCUGAGGGACCGUCCUUUCAUUUCG
Molecule: messenger RNA, 1043 nt
Organism: Seminavis robusta
Lineage: Eukaryota; Bacillariophyta; Bacillariophyceae; Naviculales; Naviculaceae
Source: the annotation of a GenBank genome assembly